This is a messenger RNA of Synchiropus splendidus (mandarinfish), 931 nucleotides long. RefSeq names its product CKLF-like MARVEL transmembrane domain containing 8b (gene cmtm8b). The record is from RefSeq and is a predicted model, not a curated record. Gene Ontology annotation, biological process: myelination. Gene Ontology annotation, cellular component: membrane. Bases 12 to 506 code for a protein of 164 amino acids. The transcript is spliced from 4 exons. Gene Ontology annotation, molecular function: structural constituent of myelin sheath. NCBI's taxonomy places the organism in Eukaryota, Metazoa, Chordata, Actinopteri, Syngnathiformes, Callionymidae.
GAUCCAGAGACAUGCUGGCCACCAGAAGUCCUUCACUACCAGCAUGUGCCAUCCCCACAUCAACACUGGCCUUCGACCAGCACUUCACCAGAACCGCCAGAGGAAUUCUCCUUAUGGCCGAAAUAGUCUGUGGCAUGCUAGUCUGGGUUCUCAUAGCUGGUACUGACUACAUGGACCUGCCAGCUCUCUCCUGGGUGAUGUUUGUCUCUCCCGUGUGCUGGAUGGUGACCAUCAGUCUCUUUAUUAUUUACAUCAUCGGUGCUCACAGCAGGCUGCCGCAAGUUCCCUGGACGACUCUGGCGCUCAUCUUCAACGGAUGCUCUGCAGUUUUAUAUGGGAUAUCAGCAGUAGUGACUGCGCUCUCGGCCAGCCAGGCCACUAGAGGGCGACACAACUAUAAGUGCUGGACGGCAGCCACAUGUUUUGCCUUCAUGACCACGCUCUGCUAUGCAGGGAGUCUCUUCUCGAACUACCGUGCCUGGAAGACCAAAGAGGAGGAUCAGUAGUUUGUUUGUUUUUCCUUUUUCCAGGAUUGAAAAUGUAAAUGUCAAAUAUUGAAAGUGGCGUAUCAUCACAGGGAUAGUGAGUGUUUACUAUUAUCAAUAGAAUUGUUAUCAUUAUUAAUAGUAGUGGUAGUAGUAGAAUAGCAGUAGUAGCAGUCGUCGUAGUAGAAUUAUACCAUGACACUGGUCUGGAUCAUCAUCAGUCACAAAAUGGAUUAUCUGGUCAACUAUAUCCAUGCAGUGUUGCGCUCUUUAUUGUCAUUAUUUUGAAUUUCAACCUUUCAAAUUUGCAUUACGGUUCUGCAAUCUGCGACACCUUCUCUCAUCUCUACCUGAAACACAUUGCACUGAAAUUCAAACAGAAAGAGAAGAGAAAUCCUUCACUUAAAGGAGGAUUUUCUUAUCAGAGACAACCAGGCAAAUAAAAA